AUGGAAGUCAUCCAUGGUUCAGCAAAACAGAUGAAUGCAGGUACUACUCGAUCUCAGCUGGAUAUUGGUAUGGUUUCAAUACCCAUUUUACAACAAUUUGAUGAUGCUGCUAAAUCUGAGCAUAGUGAUAAUCAUAGUGAAUCAACUACUGAUCAUAAUGAUGCGAUUCCACCCAUAGUGAAUUCAGUUCAUAUUGAAAUAGAUGAUAUACAGGAUGAGAUUGAUUUCUGGAAUUCUGCUGUUGUUUGUUAUGUAGUGGGUGCAAACCCUCCUGUUCAUGUGAUGGAGGGAUAUUUUAGGAGAAUAUGGAGGAAUUUUAAAGUGGAUAAAGUGGUGAUGGUGAAGAAAGGAGUAUUUCUGGUGCGAUUUAUGACAAUGGAGGCAAGAGAUACAGUGUUAACUGGUCAUUACUUCUUUGAUAAGAAACCCCUAAUUGUUAGACCUUGGUAUGUGGAUAUGGACAUGGAAAAGGAAGAAGUACAGAUUGGCAAUCCAGUUAAGAGAGAUUCAGCCACUAUUACUAGGGACAAGCUACACUAUGCUAGAGUUAUGGUGGAAGUGCCAAUGAAUCAAAAACUACCCGAGUCUGUUUCUUUUGUGAAUGAGCAUGGCAUGAUAACUCAGGUGGAAUUGAGAUAUGAAUGGAGGCCAACACUCUGUGAGAAAUGUCAGUUGAUAGGGCAUACUGAAUCAGAAUGUAGACAGAACAAAGCUAAGAAACUGUGGGUGCAGAAACAGGUUCAACCUGUGCAUCAAGUAAGAUCUCAAGAGGUGGAAGUGGAUCAAGAGGGAUUUCAGAGGGCACUUAGACCAAUAAGAGUGAGAGUUUCUUCUGUGGAACCCACUCAGACUGCAAAUCCUUUCCAGUUACUUAAUGAUGAGCAACAGGAGCAAGAUUCUCCACAAUUGCAAGACAGUUCUGGUGAUCACAGAUGUAAGCAGAGUGAAGUGUGUAGAUUCAUUCAGCAGCAUGGAAUUGGAUUGGUUGGUCUCUUAGAGCACAAGGUAAAGUUGCCAAAUCUGGGUAAACUUUAUCAGAAGAUUUUCUCUGGUUGGUGUUUCACUAGCAACUCAAGCUUCCAUUCUGGAGGUAGAAUAAUUGUGGCUUGGAAUCCUGGAAGUUUCACUGUUAGCAUUUUGUCUGUUACAGCUCAGCAUAUUCACUGUCAUGUCACUCCUAUGAGUGGUAUGCCAACUUUCUUUUGCACUUUUGUGUAUGCUUUCAAUGAUAGUAAGCAGAGAGAGAGUUUAUGGAGUGAUUUGAGAGUUUUGAAUACUCAGGAUCCUUGGAUUCUUUGUGGAGAUUUUAACUGUGUGAUGAACAUAGAGGAGAGAAUUGGUUCUGCUGUUAGACAAUCUGAAAUUGCUGACAUUAAUGCCUGUAUGCACUGCUGUGGCAUGGAAGAUAUCAAAAGUAGUGGUCAUUUCUUUACUUGGAACAAUAAGCAGGAAGGAGCAAAUAGGGUCUUUUCUAAACUGGAUAGGGUUCUUGCUAACCCUAAAUGGUUUGAUUCUUAUUCUGCUGCUGAGGUGUGUUUUCUGAGUGAAGGUGCUUUUGAUCACUCACCUGGGUUGCUAACUGUUUAUCCUAAGAAUAAUGGGGGGAAGAAACCUUUUAAGUACUUCACUAUGUGGAAAAGUGCUCCAAAGUUUAGUGAGAUUGUUAAGACUCAAUGGGAUAGACCCAUUUCUGGAAGUAAGAUGUUUGUAGUGGUUUCUAAGUUGAAGAGAGUGAAGUUGGCUUUGAAAGAGCUUAAUAAGACUGGUUUUUCUGAUGUACAUGCUGCAGACUUGAAGGCCUAUCAUGACUUAUUAGCUGCUCAAGAAGCUAUGCAUCUUCAUCCUGCCGAUCAUUCACUUGCUAAUGAAGAGCUAGAUGCUAUUAAGACAUACAAAGAUAAACAUCAGGUUUAUUUGGAUUUUUUGAGGCAAAAAGCUAAAGUUGAGUGGAUCAAGAGUGGGGAUGAGAACACUGCUGUGUUUCACCAGAGUAUUAAAAGAAGAAAUUUGCAGAAUCAAGUGUAUAGUAUUCAUGAUAAGAAUGGAGUUUGGAGAGAUAAUCCUACUGAGGUUACUAGUGCUUUCUUGGAGUAUUAUGAAUGUUUAUUGGGUGGUAAUAGUACUCAAAAAGCUGAAGUUCUUUCUCAUAUAGUUCAAACAGGUCCACUGGUUACUGAUGCCCACAGAGCUAUUCUAAAUGCUCCUUACACUAGAGAAGAGGUGAAGAAUGCUUUAUGGUCUAUUCCAGGUGUGAAAGCACCAGGGCCAGAUGGAUUUGGAUCCUUCUUUUACAGAGAUGCUUGGCACAUAGUGGGGGAUGAUGUGAUUGCUGCUGUGUUAGAUGUUCUGCAGAGUGGCAAAUUGUUGAAGGAGCUGAAUCAUACUGUAUUGUGUGGGAGAAUGAGACAGAUCUUGCCUGAUCUUAUCCAGGAGAAUCAGGGUGGUUUUGUUCAUGGGAGUAUGGUAGGAAAUCAGUUAAGCCUAGCUGUUUAA
Molecule: messenger RNA, 2493 nt
Organism: Spinacia oleracea (spinach)
Lineage: Eukaryota; Viridiplantae; Streptophyta; Magnoliopsida; Caryophyllales; Amaranthaceae
Exons: 5
Coding region: 1-2493 (830 amino acids)
Molecular function (GO): catalytic activity
Source: RefSeq, a predicted model, not a curated record